UAUUGCCUGUCUCGUUUCUCUCGCGAUAAGAUCCUUACCUUUAACAGCUGCGCAGGAGAAAACAGUUUGUUGGUUUUGACUAACCACUUUACCUAAGAGACAUGAGUGUAAAACUCACACAGGGCGCAAUUCGCGCCCUGCUCACCGGCUCGGAGUUGAAAGAUCCCGUGCUGCAGAUGCUGAAGAUUUGUAAGGUCGCUGCAGGUUCCAGGUUCAGGCUCAUGAUGAGCGAUGGUCAGCACUCAUUGUCUACAUUCCUGCUGGCCACACAGUUACACGAUCUGCUAGAAGAGAACCUCCUGGUUCCCAACUGCGUGUGUAAGUUGAAGAAGUUCGUCACCAGCACAUUGGCAGAUGGCAGGACUGUGGUGACUGUGAUGGACAUGGAGAUAUUGCAGUCGGCCGAGGAAACUGGAGGCACGAUUGGGAAUCCGGCUCCAUAUAAUAGAGAGGGUAAGACGUCCUCACCACAGAGCUCACCCUCAAGUACCUCUGUUCCAGCAUCCCCUCCAUCUGCUUCAGUACCUGGACCCUCCUAUAAGAACAACAGCACAGCCCUUUUUACUCCCAGAGGACGUGGAAGAGGUUUUGUGGGAAAGUCGCCCAUGAAGGUGUCGCCGUCGCCGUCGCCCAUGAAGGUGUCGCCGUCGCCGUCGCCCAUGAAGGUGUCGCCCAUGAAGGCGUCGCCCAUGAAGGCGUCGCCCAUGAAGUUUUCACCCAUGAAGGCUACCAGCACUUCUCCAGGUCCUUCAUUAAAAGUGAUUCCUAUUGCCCACCUCAACCCCUACCAAAGCAAGUGGACUGUCAGAGCCCGAGUCACCAACAAGUCCGCUAUCCGCACCUGGAGUAACUCUAGAGGAGAGGGCAGGCUCUUCUCCUUUGAGAUAGUGGAUGAGAGUGGAGAAAUCAAGAUCACAGCCUUCAACAACGAAGUGGACAAGUUUUUCUCUCUAGUGGAGCAAGGCAAGGUGUACUACAUCUCCAAAGCUACACUGAAGGUGGCCAACAAACAGUACACCACACUGAAGAAUGACUACGAGAUGACCCUCCACGCUCAUUCAUCCGUUGUGCUAUGUGAUGACAGUGUGGGCAUCCCCUCAGUGCACUGUGACUUUGUGCCCAUCGCAGAGCUGGAGAACAGAGACAAGGAUGCCAUCAUUGAUGUGAUUGGAGUGUGUAAGAGUACGGAGGAUGUAUCCCGUAUCACCACUAAGACGAGCAGAGAAGUCUCCAAGAGAGCCCUCAACCUAAUAGACACAACUGGCAAAAUGGUGACAGUCACGUUGUGGGGAGAGGAGGCGGAGAAGUUUGACGGCUCUAGGCAGCCUGUGGUCGCCAUAAAAGGGGCUCGCUUGUCUGAUUUCGGGGGCAGAUCUCUCUCUGCUUUGUUCAGUUCAACAGUCAUGGUCAACCCAGACAUACCGGAGGCCUUUAGACUAAGGGGCUGGUAUGACCGGGAAGGCUGUGCGCUCAACAGCCAAUCCCUGACAGAGAUGAGGUCAGUGGGAAGCAGAUCAAAGAUGGACUGGAAAACACUCAGUGACGUUAAGAACGAACAAAUGGGACACGGAGAGAAGGCGGACUAUUUCAGCUGUGUGGCAACAGUGUUGUACACUCGUAAGGAGAAUUGUCUGUACCAGGCCUGUCCAUCUGCAGACUGCAACAAGAAGGUCAUAGACCAACAGAACGGACUGUACCGCUGCGAAAAGUGUAACAGAGAGUUCCCAAACUUCAAAUACAGAUUCCUACUUUCUGCUAACUUAGCAGACUUCGGGGAUAACCAGUGGGUGACAUGCUUCCAGGAGACAGCUGAGGUCCUGUUAGGUCACAGUGCAGAAACACUGGGACAGCUCAGAGACACAGAUGAGGCUGCAUUUGAUGAAGUCUUUCAGAAAGCCAACUUCACAACUCACAUCUUUAAAAACAGAGUCAAGCUGGAAACGUACAACGAUGAGAGUCGGGUGAAGGUAACUGUAAUGGAUGUCCAACCAGUGGACCACAGGGAAUACAGCAGGAGACUCCUCAGUAACAUCCGCAAAUUGGCCAGCUGAACUUGGUCCCAGUCAUCCAAAUGGCUGCCUGGUGAUUAAACUUUUUCCACCAGCGAGAUAACAGCAUAUCUGACUGAGGCAGCAGAGGGGCGGCCAGUGAUUCAUCUGAAUAAAUGGCAGCCAAACAAAAGGCUGAUAUUUAGUUGUUCACUUCCUUUAGCAGGUCAAUUAUGACACACAUGGAAAUGUGAUGGAAAUGACUUUUACCAUUUUAAUUUAAUGUCAUUUUAACAAAGCAGUUUGAGUGUUUGAUUAUAUAUAAUUGUGUUUUAGACCUGCUUACAUUUUGUAAUGCAUGUCAUAUAUCAUAAACACAGUGAGAUCAGUGUUUCCCCUUUUUUAAACAAAUGAUUCAUGUCUUUGGUUUCAAAUUUGUGUUGGUAAUAAAAUAAGUGUUAGUUGAUAAUAAUACACAAUAAAAUAAUACACACGUUGGCAUUUGUUUUAAGUGUACUCAGUGCCUACUGCUUGUUAAAAUUAUUAUUUGAGUUAAAAAUAUUGAAGUGUUUGGUUUGCUGGGCUUCCAAAAAAUGUCACAAGAAAAGAGUGAUUAAAAGGAUGAUUGGUAACAACAAA
This is a messenger RNA of Micropterus dolomieu (smallmouth bass), 2627 nucleotides long. Its product is annotated as replication protein A 70 kDa DNA-binding subunit-like. Gene Ontology annotation, biological process: meiotic cell cycle; telomere maintenance via telomerase; nucleotide-excision repair. The transcript is spliced from 17 exons. Gene Ontology annotation, molecular function: single-stranded telomeric DNA binding; damaged DNA binding. The record is from RefSeq and is a predicted model, not a curated record. The coding region runs from base 102 to 2051 and encodes 649 amino acids. Lineage: Eukaryota; Metazoa; Chordata; Actinopteri; Centrarchiformes; Centrarchidae. Gene Ontology annotation, cellular component: nucleus; DNA replication factor A complex.